AUGAAUGAAGACACUGAUGAUUUAUGGUGGCUCGGCCUGCUUCGCGAGGCAUGCCUCGGAGUUCCGGACAAAACUGCUGAGGCUGCCUCGCGAGCCUUCGCUCGCCAGCCGCACACCGAGGCUGCCGCGGGAGCCCGUGCGCUAGGUGUUUAUGCGAAUGAUCAAGGCCGACGUCCCCUGGUGGGACGGAACAAAGGAACGCGGUACGUACGGAAUUUGUGUAGGGAUGCAGUCUACUGCAUCCUUACACAAAUUCCGUACGUACCGCGGCAGUGGGCGCCAGCCCUAACUCGGUUUAAAGUUUUUUAUUAUGUAGAGCCAACUUUAAUAUUUAUUUGGACAUUUUAUGAUACAACGCAGACUAGAAAUGGGAGUCAUCAGAAUACGCCCCUAUCGCCAACCGUUGGUAUGGUUGUCGGCGCGGAAAUAAACGGAUCCAGACCUACCUUCAAACCAGUAACUGUCUUAGAAGAUUUGCAGGCGGUUCGAUGUGCCGAGUUUCACCCUAACGGCAAACUAUAUGCCGUUGGAUCCAAUACGAAAACUCUCAGGAUAUGCACCUAUCCUAAAAUCGAUGAUGUCAAGGAAAACAGUGCUCCAACAGCUCCAACUGUGCUCCUGAAGCGUACGAAGCAUCAUAAAGGGAGCAUUUACUGCCUCGCAUGGAGCCCCGCUGGUGAUCUACUGGCGACCGGUUCCAACGAUAAGACUGUCAAAUUGAUGCGGUUUAACAGUCAUGCUUGCAAUUUGGAGGGUCAAGAGGUGGAGUUGACGAUGCACGAUGGUACUGUUCGAGACGUGUGCUUCAUAGAAGACACAUCGAAUAAAACGAGCCUCUUGGUGAGCGGCGGUGCUGGCGAUUGCAAGAUAUACGUAACCGAUUGCGCCACAGGCAAGACAUUCCAGGCUUUAAGCGGCCAUUCUGGUCAUGUGCUAUCGCUGUACACCUGGGGUGGAGCGAUGUUCGUGUCGGGUAGCCAGGACAAGUCUGUCCGCUUCUGGGAUUUACGUACCGGAGGCUGUGUCAAUAUCAUUUCGCCACCCAACGGACAUCCAAAUAAGGGAUCGGCAGUGGCGUCACUAGCGGUGGACCCCAGCGGUCGUCUUUUGGUAUGCGGUCACGACGACGGUUCGUGCGCUUUGCAUGACGUGCGCGGUUCCCGCGCCUUGCAACGUUUCACGCCGCAUUCCGGGGACGUGAGGAGCGUUCGUUUUUCUCCCGGUGCCUACUACCUCCUCACCGCAGGAUACGACGGUCGCGUCGUCCUCACAGAUUUGCAGGGUGACUUGACUUGCACCUUACCGAGUGUUCCGGUCGCUCGUCACCCGGACAAAGUGAUAUCAGCGCGAUGGCAUCCCGACGAUUUCUCCUUCUUGUCUACAUCAGCGGACAAGACCGCAGUACUGUGGACGAUACCGCCCGUGUAA
Molecule: messenger RNA, 1428 nt
Organism: Parnassius apollo (apollo)
Lineage: Eukaryota; Metazoa; Arthropoda; Insecta; Lepidoptera; Papilionidae
Source: the annotation of a GenBank genome assembly